AUGAGUGAAGAGAAUAGUGAAGAAGUUGCAAAAACCCGCCCAACUCCGCGUUUGAAUGAAAGGAUUCUUUCAUCUAUGUCAAAGAGAUCAGUUGCUGCACACCCUUGGCAUGAUCUUGAAAUUGGACCUGGAGCACCUCAUAUUUUCAAUUGUGUUGUAGAGAUCACUAAAGGAAGUAAGGUCAAAUAUGAACUUGACAAAAAAACCGGAUUAAUUAAGGUCGAUCGGAUUCUGUAUUCGUCCGUUGUUUAUCCUCAUAACUACGGAUUCAUCCCUCGAACUCUAUGCGAAGACAACGAUCCACUCGAUGUCUUGGUUCUCAUGCAGGAGCCUGUUCUUCCUGGUUGUUUCCUGCGAGCUAGGGCCAUCGGACUAAUGCCAAUGAUCGAUCAGGGAGAGAAGGAUGACAAAAUCAUCGCGGUAUGCGCUGAUGAUCCCGAGUAUAAGCACUAUUCUGACUACAAAGAACUUCAGCCUCAUCGCCUAAUGGAGAUUCGUCGCUUCUUUGAAGAUUAUAAGAAGAAUGAGAACAAGGAGGUAGCAGUUAAUGAGUUCUUGCCACCAUCCACUGCUGUUGAAGCCAUCCAACACUCAAUGGAUCUCUAUGCUGAGUAUAUUAUGCAUACAUUGAGGAGAUAG
Messenger RNA from Lathyrus sativus (Indian pea), 639 nucleotides. NCBI's taxonomy places the organism in Eukaryota, Viridiplantae, Streptophyta, Magnoliopsida, Fabales, Fabaceae. The record is from the annotation of a GenBank genome assembly.